Molecule: messenger RNA, 792 nt
Organism: Colletotrichum orchidophilum
Lineage: Eukaryota; Fungi; Ascomycota; Sordariomycetes; Glomerellales; Glomerellaceae
Exons: 1
Coding region: 1-792 (263 amino acids)
Source: RefSeq, a predicted model, not a curated record
AUGGGCCAGCAAGCCUCCAAGCCGAAACCCGGCACCAAACUCCAAGUAAUCGGCGCGGGCCUACCCCGCACCGGCACCGCCUCCGUCGCACAAGCCCUCGAAAUCCUCCUCGACGGCCCCGUCUACCACGGCGGCACCCAAGUCACCCGCGGUCCCGAGUCCGAGAUCCGCUCCUGGACCGCCGCCCUCGAACACACGCCCUUCCGCUCCGCCGCCGACGAAAAAGUCGUCCUCGACGUCCUCCGCACCCAUUUCGGGCAAGGCUACGCCGCGACCGUCGACGUCCCCGGCAUGCUCUUCACCGAGGAACUCGUCGGGCUGCACCCGGACGCCCUCGUGCUCUGCACCAUGCGCGACCCGGAUGCAUGGGUGCGGAGUAUACGGCAGACGGGGCAGAAGAGCCUGCAGGCUUUCUUAUCGUUUGCGCUCUUCUUGUUGCCGACGAUGCGCUGGUUUCCGCGGUACAUUGAUGCCAUUCCCAAGGGUCGCUGGGGCGAGCUGUUCCCGCAGGAGGAGGUCAUGCCGACGCGCGGGGUUUGGGAUCAGCAUCAGGCGUGGUUGAGGAGGGUCGUGCCCGCGGAGAGGUUGGUGUUUUAUAAUGUCAAGGAUGGGUGGGGGCCGUUGUGCGAGGCGCUGGGGAAGCCAGUGCCCGAUGUGCCGUUUCCGAGGAUCAAUGACGGGGAUGCUAUUGAUGCGUUUGCCAAAGAGCAGAUUCUCAAGGGACUGACGAGGUGGGCUGUCUUGCUGGGAAGCUUGGCGGCUGUAGGUGGUGGCUGGUGGUGGACAAGGUGA